Labrus bergylta (ballan wrasse) is the source of this 2056-nucleotide messenger RNA. NCBI's taxonomy places the organism in Eukaryota, Metazoa, Chordata, Actinopteri, Labriformes, Labridae. The record is from RefSeq and is a predicted model, not a curated record.
GCGAGCCGGGCUGGGAGCUUUCUUUCCCUGUUGUCUAUCUUUUUUCUUUUUCAGUUCGAAGCUCAGACUUUUCUGAGACAUGUUGUGGACAAGGUGGCUCGUCCUGCUGCUCUGCUGGGGGGCCACAAGCACCGAGCAGCGGGCGGAAAGGGACGGGGCCCCUGCUGUGGUCCGGCAAGACUCUCGCAGGCAGCGGUCGCCUCCACCUGUGGAACCGUUGGAUUUUGGGUUUGUACCUGCUGCGGUGUAUGAUACCCACGCAUACCACGAGCAAGGACCUGUGGGUAUCCUCUUCAACAUCGUCCAUGCGUUUCUCUACGUCGUUCAACCCAACUCCUUUCCUAAAGAUCUGAUUGUGAAAGUUAUACAACAAAACAUGGGGGGAAUCAAAAUAGAAGAAUGGAGAAAGCCCGACAAUGUGGUCCUGUUACUGCAGUGGAUCUACUAUGAGUCUGGGUUCCUCAUAUGUGGCACCAUAGGUAUCCUAUUCGUGGUCCUCAUGCCCAUCAUAGGCAUGUGGUUCUGUGUGUGUCGCUGCUGUGAGAACUGCGGAGGGGAAAUGCACCAAAGACAGAGAAAGAAUGCUGACUGUCAGAGAGGUUUCUACACCGCAUCGCUCGUCUGCACCUCUAUCUUCAUAAUUGUGGGAGUACUUAUUGCCUAUGCUGCAAACCAUAAUAUCAGCAUCAAGAUAAAGAACACACGGCGGUUCAUCAACACCAAUAUGAGAGACCUGAAGACGUUUGCUAACAACACACCUGCUCAAAUUGAAUAUCUGACAGGCCAGUACACCACGGCAAAACACAAAGUCCUGUCAGACCUUGACAACAUUGGGCCUUUGCUGGGCGGUAGGAUCCAAAGUCAGCUGGAGAAAGAGGUGGUUCCCUCUCUGGACACUGCGCUGCGUAUGGCAGGAGCCAUGCGGGAGACCAAGGAAGCCCUAGAGAACGUCAGCUCCUCCUUGGAGGUCCUUCAGGAGGGUACAGGGAAACUUCAAGCCAGUCUUUCAGGCGAGCGGGCCUCUCUCUCGAACACCCUGUCAGAUCCUGCCUGCACUAAUGGAGCUGUGUCUCACACCUGUAACACCAUCCGUUCCACACUGUCCCAACUGGGUGUCAAUGCUGAUUACUCCAAGCUUGCAGAUGUCAGUCAUGCCUUGACUAACAUCAAUGUAAUCCUGAAAACAGACCUCAGCAAUAUAGUACAAAAGGGUUACUCGUCCUUCAAUGAUACACCAAAACUGGUUAAAGAGCAAACCAAAAACAUUGUCUCAGCUCUACCUCGAGUUAAAAACAUGUUGGAUAAGAUAGGAGCAGAGAUUAUCGGCUUCGCCAAGAUGUUUCCAGUGGAAGCCUCUCUGGUCAAUUUCACCAUUUUCCUCACCCAAGGACAGAAAGACAUUGAGUCCUAUUACCCACAGAUUGACCAAAUGGAUUUCUACAGGUGGAUUGGCUGUGUGGCGGUACUCUGUACGGUAGUCCUGGUUGUGGCCUUCAACAUCCUCGGGCUGCUGUGUGGCACCUGUGGCUACGACAAGCAAGCUACACCAACAACCCGGGGCUGCUUAUCAAACACUGGCGGCAACCUGCUGAUGGCCGGGGUUGGUUUCUCCUUUAUCUUUGCCUGGGCGCUGAUGGGCAUCGUGACCACCUUGUUUGUAGUCAGUGGCAACGUGGAGAAGCUGAUUUGUGAACCUCUAGCUAACCGACAGCUAUUCCAGAUCAUAGACACACCAUACCUGGUUCAUCCUGCCAAGAAGAACUUCCUCCCCGGGAUGCUGUUCCAGAAUGAGAACAUUGACUUGACGUUGGGGAGCAUGUACAGGGACUGCUUCGAGAACAAUGGUCUGUACCACGCUCUGCAGCUGGAGACGAUGUUCAACAUCAACUCCUUCCUCAACAGAUCGGUGUACAACAAGGAUCUGGCCAAUGUGUUUGAAAGCGUUAAAAUCGACCUGCGGGACAUCACAUUGCUGGAGCAGGCUGGCAGAGACAACCUCCUCAACUUCGCCAACUCUGGGAUCGGACAGAUUGACUAUGAUGCUUACCUGGCAGAG